Molecule: messenger RNA, 7249 nt
Organism: Micropterus dolomieu (smallmouth bass)
Lineage: Eukaryota; Metazoa; Chordata; Actinopteri; Centrarchiformes; Centrarchidae
Gene: htr2cl1
Product: 5-hydroxytryptamine (serotonin) receptor 2C, G protein-coupled-like 1
Exons: 9
Coding region: 1271-2989 (572 amino acids)
Biological process (GO): G protein-coupled receptor signaling pathway, coupled to cyclic nucleotide second messenger; chemical synaptic transmission
Cellular component (GO): plasma membrane; dendrite
Molecular function (GO): G protein-coupled serotonin receptor activity; neurotransmitter receptor activity
Source: RefSeq, a predicted model, not a curated record
UCCUCCUAAAUAAAUUAACCAGUUGUAAUCAUUAACCGUUUUGUUUUGCCUGGAACUUAAAGAAGGAGUUAGUGCCAUUUUGUCUCCUGUGUCGGUGCACGACGAAUCUCGGUGCGCAACGAACCAAACUGUACCGCAGAACGUGCCCGGUGCGUCCGCACUUGUCCUUUACCGCUGUGUCCGGAACAAACUGAGAGAAAAUCCUGACGGAGGUGGACUGAACCUACAUCUACACUGACAGUCCGUUUUCUUUUCUCCUCUAGUUUACGACUUUGCGUGCGUCUCAGCUCAGAAGAUAAAACAGAAGCCCACAUCUCAUUCCUCAACAAGAAGGGACAUGGACAUACCAGCCAGCGCUGAAAGAUGUGAAUGGGGAUGUAGAUGAAAAAAUCCAUUCACAUCACAAACUCUACAAAGGGCGCAGAAGGAACAAUCGAACUAAAAAGCACAUGUCAGAUGUUGAACGCCUCAGGUCUGAAGGAAGUCCGUCCAACACGCCCAUGAAUACAACAAAACACUGGGGUUGCUAAUCCAAGGGUGCAUGUGAUCAAAUCAGCAUUCGGCACAUGUAGAUGGAUGAUGCUGAUCCCUCACUCUGGAGGUGUGGAGUGACAGAUGACAGAGGGAUUGGUACAGCAGGAGAGAACGCAAGCAGCAACGUCGGAAAGGGUCACUGCCGCUGGUAAUGGAAAACAGCGGCAAAGGUCAGGUACAUCGAUUGGGAGGCGAGGAGAAAUCAACCUGUUUAUCAACUCUGACCUAAAAGAAGUAAAGCCACAUGCAACACCUCAGCCACAGCAGCAAGAUUUACAGCUGAUUGAUACCCAUCAAACUUAUUUGCAAGAUCUGGCGGUGGGAGCAGACAGCAGGCAGCAACCAUGGAUAUGAAUAAACCAAUCUUCAGCUCUGAAAUAAAAACUCUUAAACAAUCAGUUCCACCAAGGUGUGGAUGUGACUGAACACCACGAACCAAACAACGUUUUGGCUCAUCGUACACCUUGAGAACUUGUCGCCAAUGACUUUUUGGCAAGAUACGGGAGAUUUAAAUCUCAGGGAACAAUUUGAGGCUAUUUGCAGCUAGCAAGACUUUAUUGGAAUACAAUAUAAAUUCAAGAACACUUGUAACUAGUUCCUCCCAAUCUCCUCUUCCCUGUUAUAAGUCUCUAUCAAUGCUGAGCGCAUCUCGCUCUCCAAAUUCUUCUUCCCUCUGCUGGUGAAGAAGAUGAAUUAAAACCUCCACCCUCCAGUAGGGUAAGGGUCUUCUAUUGGGAUGGGCGGCCCAGCAAGGGCUCUUCUUGGGGGUUUCAGCACCACCACUUCUUCCGUGGAGGUUGGAGGUCGGAUGGCUUGGCCAAGCAACAGUCCCCUGGACCUGAACCAAACCCUGUCAUGGGAGAUAGGCCUUGGAGGCAGCGGUGGAGGUGCGGCAGCCAUGAGUGCAGGUCUGGAAAAUUUUACCCAAGAGUCCAUCACCAGGGCGGUGAUGAAAGAGAAAAACUGGCCGGCACUGCUCAUACUUGUCAUCAUCGCACUGACGAUUGGUGGAAACAUCCUAGUGAUCCUAGCAGUGUCACUGGAGAAGAAGCUCCAAAACGCCACCAACUUCUUCCUGAGGUCACUGGCCGUGGCGGACAUGCUUGUAGGCAUCCUGGUAAUGCCAAUCUCGCUCAUCAACAUCCUCUAUGACUACACCUGGCCUCUCCCCAGCGCUCUGUGUCCGAUCUGGAUCUACCUGGACGUGUUGUUCUCCACCGCCUCCAUCAUGCACCUGUGUGCCAUCUCUCUGGACCGAUACGUUGCCAUCCGCAACCCCAUAGAGCACAGCCGAUUCAACUCCAGAACCAAAGCUAUGAUGAAGAUCGCCGCUGUUUGGACCAUAUCUAUAGGUGUGUCGAUGCCUAUCCCAGUUAUAGGCCUCCACAACAAGGACAAGGUCUUCGUCAACGACAGCUGUGUCCUCAACGAGGAACGCUUCGUGCUCAUUGGCUCCUUCGUGGCCUUCUUCAUCCCGCUGGUCAUCAUGGUGGUGACAUACUGCCUCACCAUACAGGUGCUCCAGAGGCAGGCCACUGUCUUCCUGUACGAGGCAAAGACUUCCUCCAAGCAGCCUUUGCACACACCAGCAAUGACAAAUACAUUGCAACUUCCUCAGAUCACACUUGCCCCUUCAGACUCACAAGAGUUAAAGCCCCCGCCUCCUCAGAGCAGACGAAACACCUUGAGCUGUCUGAAAGGAGCAGAGCCCAGCAUACUGCUCAGCGUCAAGACGCCAGACAGCAUAAGUAUCAUUCCCAGCUCUGAGGUGGCGUCUCAGCUCAGCUCGCCAGCUGCGGGGCAAACGCGGAGCGACACAUCGGGUUGCCAUGGCCGACGGGGGAUGAUGCAGGCCAUAAAAAAUGAGAGGCGGGCCUCCAAGGUCCUGGGAAUUGUCUUUUUCCUCUUCCUCAUCAUGUGGUGUCCCUUCUUCAUCACCAAUGUCACUUUCGUCCUGUGCCGGGGCUCCUGCAAUGUGCCGCUGCUUCAUGACCUCCUCAACGUCUUUGUCUGGGUGGGCUACAUCUCCUCCGGAGUCAACCCUCUGGUUUACACCCUCUUCAAUAAGACCUACAGGAGAGCAUUCUCCAACUACAUAAGGUGCCAGUACAAUAUGGGGGCCAACGCAGCUGGACAGAGUUGCAAAACACUCCUCGUCCCCCCGCCGUGUCCGUCACACAGUGUGACCCCACUUCUGAUGGGCAGUCAUGGGAAAGCAGGCAUGGACCGCAAUAGUAACUGUCGCAACGGUGGUAGGGGCGAUAACGGUAGGCUGACGGUGGACCCAGAUGACAUGACAGAUGACGAGACACAAAUUGGAAUAGUGUCGCAGAGCCUCUCCGAAUGCCACAACAUUGGUAUGCCUUCAGAAAUGGAGCCGGAAACUGAGGUGGAGCGGGAGCUGUCACUCAUCAGCUACAGCCCCGCCUCCAGAGAACACACAAGCAGCGUGUGAUUACAUGCUUUUUGUUGUUUUAUGUCUUCUUUUCAACCUGCAGAUGCUGGGCCGAGCAGCGUUUCAGUGAGCUGGUGCUGGUAGCCUACAGCAUUUUGAUUGCUGUAAGUGGGUACUGCUAUUGUGAAAGGACUAGUCUUGUUUGAGGAGCUUUAUCCCCACACUGAAGUGCACUACUUACAAUAAUGAAAAUAAUGUUAGUGAAAUCAGAUUAUGAGAGAAGGUAGCCCCUAAGAUGACUGAGUGUGUGUGGUUUUCCACCACGGUUUUGGAGUGAAAGCCAAUAUUUCAGACGUGUUUAUUUUCUAAUCGGUGUCAAAAUGUUGGUUUUCAGACCUCACAUGGAGAAUAAAUGCAUUUGUUAAGGUGUUGCUGUCACACAAUGUGGUGUACUUUAUGGGGAAGACGGUACCAGCUGAGAUCCAGACAGGGACAAAGCCCACAUGAUAAGGGACACUCAGUGAAGAGCUUAUUCUCAUUGUUAACCUGGUAGGGAGUCAAGAGGCGCCCGAUGGAGUCCCACUGAUGCAGGUUCCAGAGUCAAGCACCAACCGCUGAGGUCAACGGAGUCAAACUAGGACUUCAAGCCUUCACACAGUCAAAAUGCAGUCCGAGCUCUGGUUUAUGUGGAUUCUCUCCACACCAAGCAAACUAAACCAAAUCUAUUUUUGUGCCGGUCAAGCUUGACGACAACAGUCAUAGAAUAUAUCUGAAUGAACCUUUCCAGCAUGUAUAAUCAAACUAUUCAGCCGACAAAAAUGGGAUUUUUCGCUAAAGGAAACUUUCUCAAGGCUGCAGUCAAAAAUUUGUCUGAGAGGACCGAGAUGAAGGAAUGUGCAGGGACCACUGGUCUCUGGUGGACUCACAGUGCCAUCUGGUGGUCGAAUGACACAGAGAAGAUGUUUCCCAGGGAUUGAAUAAGGGGCUAAAAGAGCUCAAAACAUGGCGCAGGUCCAACACAACUGUCAGGCUAUUGCUUCUGUUGACCAAUGCAACCACUUAUGAAAGAAUUAAAUUCCCAACUUCUAAAGGUUUUCUCUUUUUUUUUACUGAUAACAAUCAAUAAAGUUUAAAAUAAAAGUGAGUAAUCUAAAAGUAAUAAAGAAAAAUAUAGUAUGAAGUUUUUAAUAUAAGGGUGCACAAACUUAACGUAAGAUGUCAUUCUUAAAUCAGCCACAGCUUGCUAUCAUUAGCUUCAUUACUGAGCUACCACUGUCUUCUAUUCAGCCUCAAAAAACAAUAAAAAAAAUAACUCAACUCAUCUUCCUUAGCUGGGAUCAAAUCCCACUUUUUUUCCCCAAAUGGUGGAAUGUUGUGGAUGGGCAAUCAUAUUAUUUAGGUAAAAUAUUAGUAGUAGAAGUUCAUAUCAUGAAAGCAACACUAUCUUUCCAUAAAAUAGACAAAUAACAUUUGAUUGAUCAGCUCUUACCAGCUCUUACUUUUUGAUGUGGUUUCACCACAUGCAGUAAAUCAAUUUCAGCGAUGAAGAGAGAAGAGAGAGAGGUUUAAAGCCCAUUGCUUGGCUGGCUGACUGAAUAUUACCCACAUUUAAUAAAUGGCUGCACAAUCCAGUAUAUGCAUCUUUGUGAUUGUUGUCCUACUUAAUAAACAUAUCAUAUUAUCAAAUGACAUAUCAGAAUAUUCAUGUUAUCUGAGGGCAUAAGUGUGGGCUGUUUGAGAUUCAGAGCAUCAACUCUGAGAGACACAAAAAAAAGAAGUUCUACUUUUCAAGAGAUGAAGUAUUUUUAUUCAAGGUCAGUCUUUAGAUCAGUGCUUUUCUCUCCAGAAAAAAACCCUCAGCAGCAUGAUUUCCAGUUAUGCAGCUGGACAGACGGAACGUUUAAGAUUUAAUUUCAGCUCUGAGCGUUGGAUUUAAAUUAGCUCCUUGUUACAUGUAAGGUCUGAUGAUGUUUUCAGGAUGCCAGUAUCUCCUGGAAUUGCCCGAUGGUUCCAAACCCUAAAUAAGACUCUUUGAUCUCUGACUGCUUUACAAUAUGCCCGUCCUGACUCACCAUAACCCAGAGUGUGACUCAAAGACCAAAUACCUUUAGAUUUCAUCUGUCGCAUAAGAUGGACAGAAAGUCAAUACUCUAAGAGACAGACCCUUGACUCUAUCAAGACAAGACACCAACCCUCACAGCUCUGGCAUGUUGAUUUUCUUAACCUCCCUCCUCCAACAUUUCAUGGACUGACAGGCGGUGUAAUUCCUCCACACUACAUCCCCAUCAGCUGAAAUAUCUGCAAUAUACUGCCUAGAUUAAAUGUUGUGUUGAUUUUAAAGGGAACAGGUCGUGGUGGUAAAUUUAGAUUUCUUAGCAACAAAUUCACCUCUUAUGAGACAAUGUAACCUGAAUCUCGUAGGCAUUUAGUGAUUUGCUUUGUAGGUUUAUUAAUUCAGUAGAGCUAAAUGGUUGCACUAUAAAGGAAAUGCAUUGAGAAAAGUAACAUUUUAAGAGAUCACUUAAAGGGGGACUCUGGCAGUUUUACACAUCAGGUUCAGUUUACUUGAGCAAAAUAUAAAUAACCCAGAUUAUGUCAUAGUGAUGUCACCAGGGUAAUCUUGGUUUGGGCUUGGGACAUUUUGCAACAGAAUGUCUUAAGUUUUAAAACUACAGGUCUAAAAGAUGCGGGCAUUUAGGAGGCAGUGGGUCUAAUGAAAGAUGUUCUUGAGUUGCAUAAUUGGAAUUGUAGUGUUUUUGCAGAUUGACCCUAACCCCAAAAGUCAGGGUAUCUCAUCAUGUGCUUCUUCGCUUUUGAUCUCUGUUUAAUUAGUGUGUUUUAAUCCUGCAAGUUCAUGGACAUGUGCAAUACUAAAUGGCUGGAGUACCCCUUUAAAUGCCAAAAAUAAAUAAAUACUGAAUGACACACCGUUAAUUACUGAGUUUUCCUUCCAGCCUAGCUGUUAUUUUAUCAAAGCAGAUGUCACUUUCCCCUGUAAUCAAUAUCUCAUUUUGGUAAUAAUCCACUCAGUCAUAGGACAGCCAAAAUUACAAACACUUGAAUGUACAACCCUUUUUUUUACCCAUAAUUCCUCCUUCAAGGUCAAAGAGCAAAGGAUAAAGCCUGUAGUUGGACCAAUCGAAUCCAGAGCCUGAGGUCUGCAGCCACCUCUGCAUACAAUUAGAAUGAAACAAAUGAACUGGGAUCAUUCUGAUUUUAUGCGUCUCUGCAUAAUUUAUCCAGUAUUUGUAUGCUACAGACUUAUACAGUGGUCAUUUGCAUCACUUUUCUCUCCACAAGGAGAGGUCUACAUGAGCUAAUGUUGGCAAGCUGGCACCAAAGUUUGGCCUACAAAUAUGGUGCAUGUUUGAAGUGAUGUUCAAAAAGUCCUCUCUCUGCCUCACUCGGUUUGAUUUUGCUCUUUCUUUAAUAGUUGGGAGUAAUGAAACAGCACAGGGAGGAAAGAAAGAACAGACAAGGAGCAAUCAACAAAAUGCUAUACUUGCAAACAGCGUGCAAUACCUGCAGGCAUAUCAUCUUUAUCAAACUGCAAAAUUCAAACAUAAACAAGAGAAAAACAGAAGAACAAAUAGAGAAGAGAGGACUCUCUGAACUAUGUUGAACGGGUCUUAUUUGAUCCAUCCAGGUGUGAGAAGGCAAAGAGCUACAGCCAGGCCAGCCAACUCAGUAUGUCGAGAUGUAAUAACUAUAUGUUUCCCGUGUACCCGUGUGUGUGUACCAGGCCUAGCUCAGAUUGCUAUCUGAGAUUGAUUCAGUAACUUUUCUGUGUUUUUAUUGAUUGCGUCCGGCACAAUGGAUUGAAUCAGGUUGUCCCUGCAGACGCUCGAGGUCCAGACAGAUGAAAGCAAUCACUCAGAGAGAGUAUCUGGAACGAUUUCAACUCAUGAUUCGAUCCAGGCCUGGUGUGUAUAGAAAUAGUUGGAGCCAUUUAUUGACAGAGUUUCGCUUUCAUACAUUUAAAGAGGGCCGAUUUGGGCUUCUUUCCCAGUUUUCUGUUGGAACUAUUUAUUUGCCAGGAGUAGUGAAUUCCAACAUAAAAGCGUCUGUAAAACCUUAACUUGUCAUUUUUACACUUUGAUUUUCCUGCAAAUUAAACAAACAAGAUAUAACAUGUUUAUUAUUAAGCUUUAACGGGGCUGGUAGGUAGUUUUUGUUUAACUUUUGGUCAGAGCCAGACUAGCUGUUUCCCGCUCUUCCUUGUCUUUAUGCUAUUCUAAGCUAACCAACUGUUUACAUGUUUAGUGCACAGACAUGAAAGUGGUAUCAAUCUUCUCAUCAAACUCGCAGCAAGAAAGCAAA